AGCGCGCUCAUUUCAAAAUGGCGGCUGCGAGACCGCAUUCAGCUCAACAUGUCGAUCCAGUGAAAAGGCUGAAAGAGGAGUAUAUGGCCUGGAAACACAGUCAUCCUAAGGACUUCAUUGCUAAUCCUGUAGAGAAGGACGGAGGAGAAACUGACUGGCUAACCUGGAGAUGUGCCAUUCCAGGACCAAAAAAGACAAUGUGGGAAGGUGGUAUGUACAAGCUAGGGCUGUCAUUUCCUCAAGACUAUCCAUUCUCUCCGCCUAACUGUGUGUUCAAUCCUGUGAUCUUGCAUCCAAAUGUGUUUCCAUCUGGUAAAGUUUCCUUGUCCCUGAUUGACAAGAAUAAAGGUUGGAAGCCACAAAUUACCACCAAAGAGGUGCUUCUUGGAAUUCACUUGUUGCUCAGUGAACCUAACUUCAAUGAGCCAGCACAGGCUGAAGCGUAUGUAGUGUAUAGUCAAAGCAGAAUGGAAUACGAGGAAAGAGUCAAGAAACAAGCUAAAGAAAUGACUGCAAAUAGCAACUGAAAAACGAUUUUGUUAAGAUUUAUCAUAUUAGAUACUGCAUGAAGAUUGUACACACAAGGCAUAUGGAAAAGCUGCUAUCAAUCCAGACAGCAAGGCUUAUGAAUUUGAUUGUCUAGCAUAGGGUCUAAACAAUCCAGAGUGUGGUCAAAAGUGGCAGUGCCCCAAGGAAGGGCCUUAUACUGAGGGCCCCUUUCCCCCUCAGGGUGGGGGGGGUCUAGAGCAUGCUUAAAAGAUGGUGAUGAGGUCUUAAAAUGGACUGCAGAUCACCAGUGACUGGCUUUUAAUGAAGUGACUGGCUUUUAAUGAAAUUCCUGUUUAAAGUUAAUGAACUAAGUCAAUCGAAUGCCUCUUUAAAACAUAACUAGCAAAUACAGUACAGUCUCAAUGGCAAAUCUUUGAAUCUUGAGCUUUGAACAGUUUUGUGUACAUGUCAUUUGUGAAAAUACUUACUGGCUAGAGGUUUAUUUACACAAGGAUGGAUGAAAUAAAGUUUACAUCUGACA
Molecule: messenger RNA, 1030 nt
Organism: Stylophora pistillata
Lineage: Eukaryota; Metazoa; Cnidaria; Anthozoa; Scleractinia; Pocilloporidae
Product: SUMO-conjugating enzyme UBC9-B
Source: RefSeq, a predicted model, not a curated record